AGGGCGUCGGAGACCGAGCUGCUGCGGCCAGAGCUGCUUAGGAGAGGGGCCGUCCAUCACAGCUGCGCUGGGUGGUUAAUGAGAAAGGCCAAGAGCUAAUUCCUGGGUCUCUCCGCUUGCUUUUAACAAAGGGGACACUCUGCCUUAUCUUGCUUGCUCACCUGACCAUUGAUCAGAGAAUCUGCCGUACACUCAGACACAGGAGAAGAGAGAUCUGUGCUCAGGAGGGGCUGUGAAGACGACAAAUUUCCAGCUACUUUUGCCACUGCAGUCUCUGCAAAGCAUCCGUGUUACCCAGUGUUCCUGAGUCUACCUCUUCUCUCCCAAGAUGCUGAGGAGAGUCCUGUGUACAGUGUUGUUCGUGGGAGCCUUGCCAUCACUGGCUGAGGUGUCCCAAGGCCACAUCUCAGUGAUCUUACUGGGAGCCACGGGUGAUUUGGCCAAGAAGUAUUUGUGGCAGGGUCUGUUCCAACUCUACAUCGACCAAGUGAGCAGCGGCCACAGCUUCACUUUCCAUGGGGCUGCUCUGACAGCGCUGGAGCCGGGGCAGAGGCUGAUGUUUGAUGUGCUGAAGAAGCUGUCCUGUCCCCCGGAUGAAUCCCCCGACAGAUGUGCUGUGCUCAAGGACCAAUUCCUGAAGCUGAGCCAAUACCACCAGCUGAAGACUGCCGAAAACUACACUGUGCUGAACACAGAGAUCAAGACGAUGCUUCGCCAGGAGGGGCUGAAGGAGGCUGGAAGGAUCUUCUACUUCUCAGUACCACCAUUUGCCUACACAGAGAUUGCCCGCCACAUCAACAGCAGCUGCAGACCACCUCCAGGAGCCUGGCUGCGUGUGGUGCUGGAGAAACCUUUUGGCCAUGACCUGGAGUCAGCCCAGCAGCUGGCUGGAGAGCUGACCAGCUUCUUCAAGGAAGAGGAGAUGUACCGGGUGGACCACUACCUUGGCAAACAGGCUGUAGCCCAUAUCCUGCCUUUUCGAGAUCAGAACCGAAAGUUUCUGGAUCCAAUUUGGAACCGUCAUCAUGUGGAAAGAGUGGAGAUUGUCUUGAAAGAGACUGUGGAUGCUAAAGGCCGCACCAGCUUCUACGAGCAGUAUGGAGUCAUCCGGGAUGUGCUGCAGAACCACCUCACAGAGGCCCUGAUGUUCCUGAUCAUGGAGCUCCCAGCCAAUGUGAACAAGACUGAAGAGGUUUUGCAGAGCAAGCUGCGGGCCUUCCAGUCCUUGCGGGGCCUGGAGAAGAAGAGCGUCGUGUUGGGUCAGUAUCAGGCAUAUGCCAGCCAAGUGCAGGAGGAACUGCAGAAGGCACGAGACUACAUCAGCACAACACCAACCUUCGCAGGUGUGCUGAUUCACAGUGACAGCCUGCGUUGGGAAGGGGUCCCUUUCCUCCUCACCUCUGGGAAAGCUCUGGAUGAACGGGUAGGUUAUGUGCGUGUUCUCUUCAAGAACCGGGCCUACUGUACCCAGAGCGAGACUCUGAGGGACGCAGAGCACAGCCAGUGUAAAACCAAGCAGAUCAUCUUCUACAUUGGGCACGGUGCCCUCAACACCCCUGCGGUCCUUGUGAGCAGGAACCUUUUCAGGCCCAUCAUGCCAGAAGGCAGCUGGAGAGCAGCAGUGGGUCAGUCAGACCUGCACGUUUUUGGACAACCAUUGUCUGAUUAUUAUGUGUACACCCCUGUGAAAGAGAGGGAUGCGUAUUCAGUCCUCAUCUCCAACAUCUACCAUGCCAGGAAGGACUUCUUUAUUACCACUGAGAACCUGCUGGCCUCCUGGGGAUUCUGGACACCACUGCUGGACAGCAUUUCUCAGCAGCCCCUGCGCCUCUACCCUGGGGGUGUGGAGAACCAGCACCUCUUAGACUUUGAGAUGGUGAGCGAUGAAGUGGCUUUCACACUGGUGGAGCCAGUGGAGCUGCUGAACCCCAACAGGUUGAUGCCAAGUGAUUACAAGACAAUCCAGACCAAAUUUCGGCAAAGUCCCCUGGUCUCAGCAUGGUCUGAGGAGCUGAUUUCCCAACUGGCUUCUGACAUUGAGAAGACAGCACACAGGACUGUGGCACAGUUUGGGCAGUUCCACCUGGCCCUCUCAGGUGGCUCCAGCCCAGUGGUCCUAUUCCAGCGGCUGGCAAGACACCACUACGCCUUCCCAUGGAAGCACACCCACAUCUGGCUGGUAGAUGAACGCUGUGUCCCUCUCACUGACACUGAGUCCAACUUCUUCAGCGUGCACAACCACCUCCUCCAGAACGUCAGGGUGCCUUACUUCAACGUCCACCCCAUGCCCGUCCACCUGAACCAGCGGCUCUGUGUGGAGGAGGACAGAGGAACGGAGCUGUAUGCCAAGGAGAUCAUGGCCCUGGUGGCCAAUGCCAGCUUUGACCUGGUGCUGCUGGGGGUGGGCACUGAUGGACACACUGCUUCGCUCUUCCCCCAGUCUGAAAAUGGCUUGGAAGGGGCUCAGACUGUGGUGCUGACUGAAAGCCCUGUCAAACCUCACCAAAGGAUGACCUUUAGCCUGCCCCUCAUCAACAAGGCCAGGCAAGUGUUUGUCCUGGUUCUGGGGAAGGGCAAGCACGACAUCACCACCCUGCUCAGCAGAGUGGGCCACCAGCCAAGGAAAUGGCCUAUCUCUGGUGUCAGCCCCAGCUCUGGCCAGCUGGUGUGGUAUGUGGAUUAUGAAGCUCUGCUUGGGUGACGUCUCCCCAGCGUCCCUCCUCCCUUCUCUGCGUGGCCCUGACAGCCUGGAUUUUCCUACACGACUUCUGUGUUUUUUCUGUUGCCAGAGGCAGCUUCAUCUCUGACAGACUCUCCUAACCUUCUGGGAAGCCCGUGGCCUGCACUGCCUCUGACAUUUGAGCCCGGAAAGGAGCUCGGCUCAGUGUCCGGAGCCAAGAUCCCAGCAUUUCUGCACUUCUGGCUCUGCUGGGGAUUCUGACUGUGACUUUGGACAAAUUACCUCACCUUGAAGUGCCUCAGUUUUCCCUGUCACGCCUUUGUGGCUCCUAGCGUGUAACUACCUCGCAGGCACUACGGGAGAUUGUUAAGUACCUGCCAUUUUUUUUUAAAUUUGUUUUUAAUUCUCAGGCUAGAAGACGGUAAUAACGUGUUAAUCCUCUGCCCUGCUCGGUCCAGCUGGGACAGAGCUGUUGUCUCUGUGAAAUGAUGGUCUGGGCACACGGGUCUGUAGCCCCGUAGCCCAUCCUGGUGUCAGCCGGCCACUGGCUGUGGCUGUGCCCUCCUGGGAGCACACCCCCCUGAUUGCUUUUGUGGCAAGUGGCCCCUAAAUGCUGACACUGAUUUGUGAGGGCACUGCAGUCCCCAGCCUCUGCUAAUUGCCCAGCAGCAGAGGCUGAGUUCAUAAGCAGCAAUUUGCUGCUUUCAUUAAGUGGAUAGCUGAUACCACAGGGGAUGGAGAAGGAAGACACAUCGCUUUUGAGGCCGUUGGAAUAAUGGGGACAGGGUGAGGAAUAUGGCAGUUCACAGACCUGUUAUUUGCCUGCAGUGCAAUAAUUAUUGAGGGAAAAGCUUGGUGUUCAGAGGAGUUCUUUUUAGCUAGCAAAGACAUGUUUUCUUUAACUGUCUUUCUCUUGUCUUGUUCUCCGAAAUGAACUUUUCCCUGU
Molecule: messenger RNA, 3626 nt
Organism: Calidris pugnax (ruff)
Lineage: Eukaryota; Metazoa; Chordata; Aves; Charadriiformes; Scolopacidae
Gene: H6PD
Product: hexose-6-phosphate dehydrogenase (glucose 1-dehydrogenase)
Exons: 6
Coding region: 329-2701 (790 amino acids)
Biological process (GO): pentose-phosphate shunt; glucose metabolic process; pentose-phosphate shunt, oxidative branch
Cellular component (GO): endoplasmic reticulum
Molecular function (GO): NADP binding; 6-phosphogluconolactonase activity; glucose-6-phosphate dehydrogenase activity
Source: RefSeq, a predicted model, not a curated record